Phlebotomus argentipes is the source of this 2001-nucleotide messenger RNA. RefSeq names its product ufm1-specific protease 2 (gene Ufsp2). The transcript is spliced from 2 exons. Bases 272 to 1990 code for a protein of 572 amino acids. Lineage: Eukaryota; Metazoa; Arthropoda; Insecta; Diptera; Psychodidae. The record is from RefSeq and is a predicted model, not a curated record.
AGAUUUUAUCCAGUGCCGAAGAAAAGUACACUUUCCGCCAACGGUUGCGUUUUGGUGGGAAUUUCAAGUUGCUUCCACAGCUCACCACCAGUCUUCGCUGCUGUUCACUGCCAUUUUUCUUGUUUUGAUCAACAAACUGCCACGUUUUUCCCUGUUAACAGCCCCAAAAAGCCCCCUCAUAGUGUUUCUGGUAGCUUGAAGUAAGAGUUAAGGACUCGUUCUGGGUGAAGAUUCAGAAAAGUGUGCAGGAUUUGUGAAACAUCGUUGAGAAAUGGCUCUCAAUCUUUACUUCUCAAAGAACGUCUUCCAGCGCCUCCGGGUGAUGAAGACAUCCUUCAAGGGUUGUCUGUACGGCGUCCGGACACACGAAUGUCUCCUGGUGCUGGGAUUCACCGUCAGUCAGACUCUUGACGACGGCACGUUUGCCAAAGUGGAUGACGGCUUCAAUGUGAUCAGGGACAACUUGCCGGCUGGCGUGGAUUUCCUGGGAUACGUUACCGUGACGUCUGACGAAUUACCAACCGCUGGGAAGACGAAGGAAGGCAAUACAGACUCGAUUGUGCUGAUUUGCAAUAUUCAGGAGGAGUUCAAAGUCACCGUCGUCCGGAUGGGCAAAGGGGGCUUCAAGGAGAUUCCCUACGAGACGCUGGAGCACACUGAAGUGCUGGAGAAAUUGUACCUGGUCAGGAUUCAGUACAGAACCAAUGUGCUGGUGGAAGCCACUGCGCAGGCUGUCAAGGACUGCUUCGCGAGGCUGACGGCGGAUUUUGCGUCCGGAAAGCUAUGUUUUCACGUGAAGGAAGCCGAGGUGUUCAUUGGGCGAGACAAGAAGGGGCGGAAAUCCACCUUUGCCGAUAUUCUUAGCCACGAGAGUCAGGGAGGAAAGGGGAAAGGCAAGAAAGAGCUGUCAGACUUCCGGACAGUGAAUGUGAGGACUUUGAUGGCGAAAACGGAGGAGAUGAGUAUAUCCGUGAAGAAAUCCUCAUUCAGGAUUGCGUUCAGCGACACUGAGAAGCUCUCCAUUCCAGUUAUGCUCGAAGGAGUCGCUCUGGCGGCUCCUGGACAGGCGACAAGCAGUCUCUAUGAGCUCUUUGUGGAGAGUUUGUUGAGGAAUCUGGCGCUUGUCGAGGAUGCAAUCGUCAGGGGACUAGAUCAGAAGCUGGACUUUCUCUCCCUGCGUCCCUACAAUGCCAGGAUGCUGAACUUUCCUCACACAUUCCUCUGCGUCUGGCCACAGAAGGUCGACGAGGGCAAUGCACUGCUGAAGGACAGACGCAGGAUCUUCCACAAAGUCCUGGGCUUGCCAGUCACCAGACCCUUCUUCCGUCGCUCGAAUGCUGUGCCCCAGGCGGACGGCGGAGUGUUGCUGAACACCCACGUGGGCCUGAAGGCCGCUCAGCCGGGCUGGCAGCAGCAUCUGGUGCAGGGAAGUUACGGAUACUAUCAUUACAUGCAGCAGAACUACAAUGACUCGGGCUGGGGUUGCGCCUACCGCUCGCUGCAAACCAUCUUCUCCUGGUUCAAGUACCAGGGCUACACGGAGCAGCCCAUUCCCAGCCACUACGACAUCCAGGAGGCUCUGGUGAGCGUGGGCGACAAGCCCAGGGCCUUCCUUGGCUCCAGUCAGUGGAUUGGCUCGACGGAGGUGUCGCUGUGCCUUGAGAAAUUCCUUAACAUCUCCUCGAGGAUCAUGUACGUGCAGUCUGGCAAGGACUUGGCUGAUAAGGGCGCCGAGCUGGCUAUGCACUUUGAGUCUCAGGGCUCUCCCAUCAUGAUUGGUGGCGGCGUCUUGGCGCACACCAUCAUCGGCGUGGACAAUAACCGCGAAACCGGCGAGACGAAAUUCCUCAUCCUCGAUCCACACUACACGGGCGCCGAGGACUUGCAGGUGAUCCAGCAGAAGGGCUUCUGCAACUGGAAAACCGGCAACUUCUGGGAUAAGAAGACCUUCUACAACCUCUGCAUGCCAAUCAGACCCAUCGAGUUCUAAGCUUCGCUCAA